This is a messenger RNA of Penicillium riverlandense, 1929 nucleotides long. RefSeq names its product PAN-complex poly(A)-binding subunit PAN3. NCBI's taxonomy places the organism in Eukaryota, Fungi, Ascomycota, Eurotiomycetes, Eurotiales, Aspergillaceae. The transcript is spliced from 7 exons. Bases 1 to 1929 code for a protein of 642 amino acids. Gene Ontology annotation, cellular component: PAN complex; P-body. Gene Ontology annotation, biological process: protein phosphorylation; nuclear-transcribed mRNA poly(A) tail shortening; mRNA processing. The record is from RefSeq and is a predicted model, not a curated record. Gene Ontology annotation, molecular function: protein kinase activity; poly(A) binding; ATP binding.
AUGGCGUCCACCGGGAAGCCGCCGCUGGACGACUCGCGUCGCACCACAGGGUCGCCCAAGAUGAAGACACGAGGGUGUGCCUUUAACCACGAUCCGAUGAAAGUGAAUGCCGCGCAUCAAGCUCAAGCUGAGAGCGCGGCGAACAAGAAACGAUUCAACGUGGACUCGCCUAGUUUCACCCCGUCGCUGUUGUCGGGCAACGGUGCGUCUACCCCCAAGAGGUCCACCAUCUCGCCCAAAGCCGCCAACGCCGCUCCGUUCCAGCCGCGCACUGCAGCGUCCCCAGCGAGACAGGAUACCGCGACGCCCGACUGGACCGUGGCCGAGGUGCAGGAGUUUGUACCCCAGGGAUUUGAUGUGGCCCCUCUCCAGGGUAACGGCAAUGGAGGCAUCACAGCCUCGAACGCCUUCGAUCCCUUCGUCAACGCCUCGACUCCCUUGGGCACUCCCGGCGCUGUGGGCCCCGUGCCGACCAACCCCUACUCUCACGAUCCUGCGGCCGCUUUAGGGGGAACCGCGUUCUUCGGAAACCAGACUGGCUUCCAGCAACCAGUAUGCUACUUCCUGAACCUUGGUGGGAAUAUGUCUGACACCCUGCAGGUCCAGUACCAUCUGUAUGCCCCGAUUGGCCCUCACAACCAGAACACCCUUGGCUACCAACGGAAUGUCCAUGAUCUCUUCCUCCCCAAUGACUUCCGCGAAGAACUCCAGAAGAAGGCUGCUGCCACCUUGCAAACCCUACCCAACACAACACUGCCUUCCCAAGUCGAUUAUUUCCAUUCCCUCGUCCCCUUGGAUCUCACUCACCAGAAGAACGCGGCUACGUUCGGCUACCCCAGCUGGGUGUACAAAGCACAGUCCAGCAAAGAUGGGAACUUUUAUGCCCUACGAAGACUAGAAGGUUUCCGCUUGACUAACGAAAAGGCGAUCCGAUCAGUCCAAGCUUGGAAGCGGGUGUGCAACGGCAGCGUGGUUACUUUGCAUGAUGCAUUUACUAGUCGAAGCUUCCAAGACAGCUCAUUGAUCUUUGUCACUGACUAUCAUCCGUUGUCCAAAACCCUUGCCGAGCAGCACCUGGGCGCUGGUCAGCGGUUUCAAAACCGGCCGAACACCCAUAUCCCCGAGCAGGUGAUCUGGGGCUACAUGACUCAGAUUGCGAACGCUGUCAAAUCGAUCCACACCAACGGCCUUGCCGCACGAGUCCUCGAACCGAGCAAGGUUUUGUUGAGCGGCAAAAACCGCAUUCGGCUGAACGCUUGUGGCGUUUUGGAUGUGGUGCAGUAUGACUCGCAGCGGACGGUAGCCGAUCUUCAGCGGCAGGAUCUGGUCAAUUUCGGGCAAUUGAUUGUGGCCCUCGGCGCCAACCAGCCGAAUGUGAUGCACAACCCGACUAAAGCCAUGGAGCAUUUUACUCGGGCGUACAGCCCACAACUGAAGAAUUCGGUCUUCUGGCUGUUGAAUGGACUUCAGAAGGAUCAGGAUCGGACGAUCGAUAUAUUCAUCACGGGCAUUUCAUCCCAGCUGAUGUCGACCUUUGACUCGGCACUCCAUCUGGACGAUCAGCUUACGUCGGAUCUCAGCCGCGAGCUUGAGAACGGGCGUCUCGUGCGUCUGAUGACCAAGCUGAACUUUGUCAACGAGCGGCCAGAAUACGAACAUGACCGGCAGUGGUCGGAGACCGGCGAGCGAUAUUUCCUCAAGAUCUUCCGCGAUUAUGUCUUCCAUCAAGUGGAUGCUCAGGGCGAUCCGGUUGUCGAUCUGGGGCAUGUGUUGACCUGUCUGAACAAGCUGGACGCGGGCACCGAUGAGAAGAUUACCCUGAUCAGCCGGGACGAGCAGAAUUGCUUUAUUGUCAGCUACAAGGAGAUCAAGAAGGCGCUCGAGUCGUCCUUCCAGUCGCUGAUGAAGCCGGCGCGGCGAAUGCAUUAA